This is a messenger RNA of Prorocentrum cordatum, 1203 nucleotides long. The record is from the annotation of a GenBank genome assembly. Lineage: Eukaryota; Dinophyceae; Prorocentrales; Prorocentraceae.
AUGCUCCCGUCGCGUCCCGUGGAGAUGUCAACGGAGUUGCUUGGGGUGUUGGCGAUGAUUGUUUCCAGCCUCUCCGUGAACGUCCUGCUCACGCUGUGCAGCCUCGUCGCUGCGAAGGGAUGGUCUGACUCCGCCAUGCUUGCCGUUGCCUGCACCCUGGGGCUCGUCCUCCUUCUUAUGUGGCUCCUGGUUUCCAGGCCGCCUUCGCCCACAGCCACGGACGCCAGGUGGAUCUCGUGCAUCGGCUUCUUCAGCGCUGGCUCGUGCGUCCUGAUGUUUCUCGCUGUUCAUGUGGGCAUCCCGCUGGGCGAUUUCGCGGCGAUGAACAGCACCAACACCGUGUUCGCUGCGUUUCUCGGCCGCCUGUUUUUGGGCGAGGCGAUGCGGUGGUCGCACUACGCCGCAGUGGUGAUGUCGCUGGCUGGCGCGAUCCUGAUCUCGCAACCCGAGGCCAUCUUCGGCCCCACGCCCGGCCAGGAGGCCCAGGAGCACGCUGGUUGGAUCGGCUACGUGCUCGCGCUCCUCAGCGGGUUCUGCGACGGGUGCAUGUACGUGUGCUCGCGCAAGGCGGAUCACGUUCGACCGAUAUUCAUCCACGUCUCGAUCAUGGCCCAGCUGAGCCUCGCCAUCACCGCCUCGAGCUUCGCCAUGGACUACUUUGACCUCGGCCCCUUCGCGGCGGCGCCCGCGGAGGCUCUCGGCUGGCUCGCGGGCAUCUUCGUCGUGGGCGGCGUCGGCUUCGGGCUCUUCGUCACCGCGGCGCAGGCGUGCCCCGCUGCUGUGAGCGCCACGGUGGACACCGCCACCCGCAUGACCUCGGGCUUCGGGGCACAGCUGCUGCUGUCUGGCGCAGCGAUGACCCCUGAGACCCUCAGCGGGGCGGCUCUGAUGCUCCUGGGCGUGGCCUUCAUGGCCCUCGCGCGCGCCGCUCCCGAGGGCGUGCCCGCCCUGGAGGGCGCGCAGGGAGGCGAGGUCUCCGAGGGCCCGCCGGCCAGCGCCGACCAGCCGAGCGAUGGCGACACCGACAGCCUCGUGUCGCUCGUGUCCUUCGCGGCCUCCGAGUUCUCGGGGUGCUCCGCGCGCGCGGCCGCCCUGCGCCAGCGGCACAGCCGCCGCGCCUCCACGGAGCUGUCGCCGCAGGUGCUCGGGGUGGUGCUCGCCGGGUUGCCGGGGCCGCCGUGCAUCACCACGGCGUCCGCCUGA